ACACACAACUCUUUUUCUUUGUUACUGACGCCUAAAAUUCCCUCUACCGCCUCAAAUAUAACGCCAUUUCAGCCAAAAAUGUCACCACUCGCUCCCCCGCUGCGGCGAAAUUCUCUUUUGACCUUUUCAAAUAGUACUAAUAAUUAUAGUGUCCCAAUGAGUUUAUACAUAUCUUUAACUAAUUUUAUUUGUUCGCCGAAAAUUAACCAAAUUAAUAUUUGUCCCUGUUGCAAAUUGAAGCUGAAAGUGUUUAAUUGAACCACCUGCUUGAUUCUCUCUAUGGUUCAGAAAUUGUGAUUGUUUAGUAAUCAAUCUGCUCUUGGAGUAUUAGUGAUUGAAUUUCACUGUGAGCUUUCUGAAACUGGUAGCUCGAAGCAAAUUUCUGAGUGAAUCUAGUUGCAAGUAGUGUUAAAUAAGCAAUGGAACCAAAUGUUGGGCUAGGGAACAGUAAUGUGGAGCCUCGAGAUGAUAUGGAAUUUGAUACACAUGAAGCAGCCUACGAGUUCUACAAAGAAUAUGCAAAAUCGGAGGGGUUUGGCACUGCCAAAUUGAGCAGCCGUCGUUCUAGGGCUACCAAAGAGUUUAUUGAUGCAAAGUUUUCCUGCAUCAGAUAUGGUAACAAGCAGCAGUCUGAUGAUGCUAUCAACCCUAGACCUUCUCCUAAGAUAGGUUGUAAAGCUAGUAUGCACGUGAAGAAAAGGUCGUCUAAUGGGAAGUGGUACAUUCAUAGUUUCAUAAAAGAACAUAACCAUGAGCUUUUACCAGCUCAAGUGCACUUCUUCAGAAGCCACAGAAAUGUUGAUCCGCUUAACAAUGAUGCAAAAGUUCGACGGAAAAAGAUGUUGGCUCCUGUAUCAAAACAGUAUGUUGCAUAUCAAUUCUCUGGUAAUCUGGAGAAUCUUUUCAGGAACCAAAAUGACAGAGGUCGAAGUUUGUCUUUAGAAGAAGGAGAUGCUCAGAUUUUGCUUGAACUUUUUGUGCACAUGCAGGAAGAGAAUCCAAGAUUUUUCUAUGCUGUAGACUUAAACGAGGAGCAUCGAUUGAGAAAUGUCUUCUGGGUUGACGCCAAAGGCAUAGAUAGCUAUUCCAAAUUUGGUGAUGUGGUGUCAUUUGAUACUACAUACUUCACAAACAAAUAUAAAAUACCUUUGGUUCUCUUCAUUGGAGCAAACCAUCAUGUUCAACCCACCUUACUAGGUUGUGCUCUAAUUGCUGAUGAGACAGUGCAUACAUUAAUAUGGUUGAUGCGGACAUGGUGCCUGGCAAUGGGUGGACGAGGUCCAAGAAUUUUGUUAUCUGAUCAAAAUGACAACAUCAAAGCAGCUGUUGGAGCAGUAUUGCCAGAUACCCAGCUAUAUUUUAGCUUGUGGAGUAUAUUGGAGAAGAUCCCAAGAUGUCUUGAUUAUCUCAGCAUGUGGCAUGAAUUAUUUAUGGCAAAAUUUAGUAAAUGCAUAUAUAAGUCAUGGACUGAAGGGCAAUUUGAACAGAGAUGGUGGAAGUUGAUCGAAAAGUUCAAUCUUAGAGAAGACGAGUGGGUCCAAUUAUUGUAUGAAGAUCGCAAGCUUUGGGUGCCUAGUUUUAUGAGGGAUGUAUCUUUUGCCAGCUUAUCUAUGGCUUCAAGAACAGAAAGCUUAAACUCUUUCUUUGACAAAUAUAUCCAAAGUGAAACGUCUCUUCGAGACUUUAUUGGACAACAUAAGCUAAUUCUUGAAGACUGGUAUGAAGAGGAAGCCAAAGCUAAUUUUGAUGCAUGGCACGAGAUGCCUGAGCUUAAGACUCCCUCUCCCUUUGAAAAGCAGAUGUUGCUUAUAUAUACUCAUGAAAUAUUCAAGAAGUUCCAAGUUGAAGUAUUAGGAGCUGCUGCAUGCCAUCUAAAAAAAGAAUCAGAAGAUGGCACAUCUAUAACAUAUUCUGUCAAAGAUUUUGAUGCAAAUCAGGACUUCAUGGUGGAAUGGGAUGCACCAAGGUCGGACAUAUGUUGCUCAUGCCAUUCAUUUGAGUACAAAGGUUACCUUUGUAGACAUGCUAUUGUGGUUCUUCAAAUGUCUGGUCUCUUCAAUAUUCCUUCUAAGUAUAUAUUGCAACGCUGGACCAAUGUUGCCACGAGCAGGCGUCCCAUAGGCGAAAGACUGGAUGACGUGCAAGCUAAGGUCCGUCGUUAUAAUGAUUUGUGUCGAAGAGCAAUAAUAUUGGGUGAAGAGGGAUCGUUGACUCAGGAGAGCUACAACAUUGCUGUUGGUGCCCUUAAAGAAGCUUUAAAACAAUGUGCAACUGUGAAUGUCACUUCGGAGGCUAAUCUUAGAUCAGGUAGUACUGCAACCCUUGCUAUCCAAGAUGUUGAUGAACAACGUGCAACUGUGAAUGUUACUUCUGAGGUUAAUCUUAAAUCAGGUAGUACUGCAACCCAUGCUAUCCAAGAUGUUGAUGUAGUAUGUCAAGGAAACACUUCUGCAGCUAGAGUGCCAGGGUCUUGCAGUAAAGCGGCCCAGACAAGCAAGGGUUCUAAAAGAGCAGAUCCUGAAAAUGAAAUGGCAGUCAACAACAACACUUCUAAUAAAAAAGGAAAGGUACCUUUGGAGCCAGAUAUUGCAAACAGUGCACAGGGAGUCUUUGAGCAAAUGGAUAUGCCGGGUAGCCUGGAUUAUCAUCCUGCCAGAUUCAUGACAACACUAUUAAGAGGUGGUGAUAUUAACAAAAGAGGUGCAGAGUUACUUGGACAGUUGCUGCAGGAACAAAAUUGAAGGGUCAUACAUCAAGUAUUGGCGGAGGAACAAUUUAUGUUUUUAGAUUGGGUUGUUCCUCUCAAAAUGAAAAAGGGUUCUAUUGGCUAUGCUGCAGUGAAGGGCCAAACAUCUUUUGAUGUACUGAAAGGAGGAGAGUAUUUUUAGGGAAAAGAAUCUGUACAAAGGUCCAGCUCCAACAGCUUUGCAGUAUAAGAUUUAAGAAAUUUACAAGGAGUUGAUCUGAAGGAUGGUUUAGUUCAAAUUUUGAUUUGUUCAUUCAACAUAUAUGUCUAGCUAGUUUAACAACCGGUAAGUUAUUGAGAGCAGUACUUGAAAAAUUAGGUUAUUGGAUGGGCUGUCACUGUUAAAUCAUCAAAUUGAUUGGUGAUUUCAUUGAAAAGAAUCAGAAAUAUAUUCUAUUAAAAGAUCUGAUUACUCA
Molecule: messenger RNA, 3162 nt
Organism: Capsicum annuum
Lineage: Eukaryota; Viridiplantae; Streptophyta; Magnoliopsida; Solanales; Solanaceae
Product: protein FAR1-RELATED SEQUENCE 4
Exons: 7
Coding region: 420-2741 (773 amino acids)
Biological process (GO): regulation of DNA-templated transcription
Molecular function (GO): zinc ion binding
Source: RefSeq, a predicted model, not a curated record